AUGUAUAAGAGUACAUCCAAAGCUCGCCAUUACAACGCGCAAAUAGGAAGAGACAUCUUUAGAUGUUUUGAAAAGAACAUGGAAAAUUAUACCGAUUUUACGGUCAAAGUUGGCGACUUCCAAUUCAGUUGUCACAAGUUUGUCCUAAGUUCCGGUUCUGGUUUCUUUGAGGCUCUCUUGAGAUCAGAUAUUAAAGAAAAAUCUGAAUCAUGUUGUACCAUAGAAGGCAUCUCACCAGAAAUAUUUGGUCUUAUACUGGAUGUUAUUUACAAAGGAACACUUGUUUUAGACGAAGAAAACAUGGUUGAAAUGUGGCGUGCAUCCAAUCAACUGCAGAUCGAAUUUUUAGAUUCGGUCUGUCAGAUAUUCGUAAGUGAAAACUUAACGUUGAAAAACUACUGCAGGAUUUAUGCAGCAGCAAAGCUUUUAAAUUCGUUUGGUGUAUUAGCCAAAGUCAAAAAGUUCGUCGUGAAAAAUUACCCAAGGGUAGUCGGAUCAGACGUCUUCAUGGAAUUUCCAUUCGAAGAUUUCAAAGACCUUUUAAAAAACUUUCGUAUUGUCGAAGAUUUUGUCGUUAGUUCAAUUUUAAAAUGGUCGUAUUCAGAUGACUCGUACCUCACACCUGAGCCAGAUAAAUGUAUCAGGAAAUUACGUGUGGAUCAGGCAGAUUCUGGACUUUAUAAUUCACUUUGUAAGAAGGUGGACGAUGGAACAGAAGAAGGUGAGAAAAUGUCACUUCGCAGGUCGUACCUUGGUCAGCUGUUUGCAGCAAUUUCUCUCAAAGACAUCAGCACCGCGUGCCUGUCCAAGCUCAUGAAAAACAAAUUUGUAAUAAACAAUACAGUUGCCUUCACACUGGUCCUCAAACAGGCCAAUUCCAGACUAUAA
Physella acuta is the source of this 888-nucleotide messenger RNA. RefSeq names its product kelch-like protein 40b. Lineage: Eukaryota; Metazoa; Mollusca; Gastropoda; Physidae. The record is from RefSeq and is a predicted model, not a curated record. Gene Ontology annotation, molecular function: protein binding.